AUGUUUCGAUUUUUUGAAUCUCUUUUCUUUACUUACUUUGUUGGAGUGGCGUUAGGCGAUAUCGUCUUCAAACUUGAUCUCAACAAUCCAUCAUUUCUCUUAUGGGGAACGGAAAUUAAUGUAAAUUCGCUUCUUAACGUCGGUUUCAACAAUUAUCUCCUCGCUGAAUACUCGUAUCAAUUCUCUAAAUACGAGUUCUCUUUUCAAUCAAAUUCGAGCACUUCAGCCGCGUUGACUGUUAUGAAUCGAGACUAUAUGAAUGCCAUUUAUUAUUCAUGGGAUCUGCAAAAUGUUGUAUUGACAGAUGGCUGUUCAAUGGACAUCUACGUCGGUGGUCAUCCAGUCGAGACUGGUGAAAUGUAUUUGAUCUAUACACUCAGUGCCGAUCGAACAAAAGCCUUCAUCCCAUCAUCAUUUCUCUCCGGCUACUACACUUUCAUCAUUCCACCGAAUUGUCAAGCGAGCUUUAAAGCAAAUAAAACAGAUUACACAAAUCUCCCACAAAUGCACGAUGGUUCUCACGGUUUUGUUGCAAGCUGGGAGUACCCAGGCGGCACUUUUAACCGACAGUUGUUAGGAUUCGCUACUGAAACGAGGCUAAUCACAACUGAUGCCUACAAUCAGAUGACUUAUCCGAUCUUUGCUGAUGUAGUUGGGCUAACAGCUGGAGAUCAAGGGAAUCUCACCAUUGGCUUUUAUCAGCGCAAUUCUUUGGUGACCGCUCAAACUUUAACAACUGCUUCAAACAUCUGGUACAAUGAGACAAAAGUCGAUGAGUUGCGGUUAAGCUGGACACCAGGCUAUGCCGGUCGAAAGGGCUUUUUGGUGCGAUAUCGUUUCGGCACAGAUAAUCCCGAUAUUUACUCGAUCAAUGAAUAUUCUCUUGUUUUUGAUUCAAGGAGGAAAACGAAGAAAAUGAACAGAAUCGAGUGUCCUGGAUGUAAGAUUGAAGUGAAUGCUGUCUCACAGAUGAAUCCAGGAACGGUGUUGUUUAGUGACGCGACAACAACAGCAACGCUAUCCGAGCUUAUCGACAAGCCAUAUAGUUUCAAAGAUUUUGUCGCGUUCAAUAACGUGGAUUCUGUCAAAUUUCUUGCCUCUUUCACUUCAUAUGAUGAUUUAAAUCGAGCAUCGAUGGGUUUAGAUGAUUACACGAUUUAUGAAAUUGACAGCAAAAAUGGACAAGGGCUUAUCAUAGAUGCAAAACCAAAUUAUCGAGCUGUUACCAUGUACAACUAUUUGGUGCCAUUUAAGAUGUGGAUUGGGAAUGUGACAAUGAGUGAAGACUGCGAAAUUUCACUUUACGUUGGCGGUAUUCCUCCUCAGGAUUUAAACAAAGCAAAAAGUUUAGAGAUUUUUCGAUUCAGAAGCAAUGAGACUUCACAAUUCUCGCGAUCGGGCAUCACUCCUGCAGCCUCAACUCUGAUUGUCCCGCCAAAGUGCUCAUUUAGAGCCGAUUUUGCUCAAUAUAUGGAUGGUAUCCCGGAUCCACUAACAGUCGGAAGUAAAGGAUUCAUGAUGAGCGGUGAAUAUCCAGGUGUUCAAGACUCAGAAACGAUACAGCCAGUGAAUGACCGAUCACAGUUUGCAAUUACUCAAUCGAACACUGGAAGCUUUUCUCUGACAAUUCCGAUGGCUGAUCCCGGAGAUGGAGGAGUUUUGAGCGUACACAAUGAGAAGAUCACAUCUACCGUCCUGAAUAAAGCGAUGUCCUUCAGUGACUCCAGCUUUGAGGUUAUUUGGAAUCCGAGUCAAAAAUCUCGGCAUGGUUUCCUAAUUCUCUACGAAGUCCUCGAUGUGACAAAGUCCGGGUUUUUCAAAAGUUUCUCACCUUUUCUGAUGGCAAUUUUCCUUGUCCUUGAGCUUUAC
Molecule: messenger RNA, 1869 nt
Organism: Mesorhabditis belari
Lineage: Eukaryota; Metazoa; Nematoda; Chromadorea; Rhabditida; Rhabditidae
Source: the annotation of a GenBank genome assembly